UGCCCGUGGGGCGGAAGAAAGAGCUGUGGAGACUCGGCCUCGGGGCUGCUGGGAGGCUGGCGCUCGCGAGACCGUGACGUCUUCGUUGAGCGCGGUCCUUGGGCUUUUGGUGGACUGACCGGUAGUCGGACGAUCUUUAGGCUCACCAUGGAUGAAACUGUGCCAGGCCCCGCACCUGAAGGUGCAGACAGCCGUGUGACAGUGAAGGAGGAGGACUGCCCCUGGGAGCAGGUGUGCAGCUCUUGGGAAAGCAGCUGCCACGCCCAGGAGCUGUGCCGCCUGCGCUUCCGGCAGUUCUCCUACCGGGAUGUGACUGGGCCCCGCCAGGCUCUGGCCCAACUCCACGAACUCUGCCGCCAGUGGCUGCGGCCCGAGACCCACAGCAAGGAGCAGAUCCUGGAGCUGCUGGUACUGGAGCAGUUCCUGACCGUCCUGCCCGCGGAGCUCCAGGCCUGGGUGCGGGAGCACCAUCCGGAGAGCGGGGACGAGGUGGUGACGGCGCUGGAGGAUCUGGAGAAAGACACAGGACAGCAGGCUUCUGUCUAUACUCGGGGACAGGACAUGCACUCGUUGGUGACAGAGUAUCAGGGAGCCUCUUCAGAAUGUCAGAGCCUCCAGCUCCUGCCCAGGGUAACUGCCUUGAAGUGUGAACCUCCAGAGCUCUGCCAAGAGAACCCCGGAGAAGUGAGUGCUGAAGAAGCUGUGAGUAAAGAUGGAUUGUUUGAUGCAAAGCAAGAAACUUUUGAAGAAAUACAGCAAGGUGCUGAGGCCUCAGGAGCACCCAACAGAGAUUGUAUGCCCCAGCCACCUGGUACCUCAGUCUGUACUGACAGGACAGUUGUACAUACGAACACCCUGAAGGACCGUCACCCAGGUGACUUGUGGGCCCGAAUGCACAUCUCCUCCUUGGAAUAUGCUGCAGGAGACAUUACCCGAAAAGGGAGAAAAAAGGACAAAGCUCGAGUGAGUGAACUGCUCCAAGGCCUUGCAUUUUCUGGUGACUCAGAUGUAGAAGAAGAGAACAAGCCUGAGACCCACCCUGCUCCAAAAAGGCUAAAGAUAUCAAACGUCCCAGAGAAGAAUUGGACCAAAAGAGACCUUAAACCCAACUUUCCAAGCUGGUCAGCACUGGAUUCUGGACUUUUGAAUCUCAAAAGUGAAAAGUUGAACCCAGUAGAACUCUUUGAAUUAUUUUUUGAUGACGAAACAUUCAGCUUGAUUGUCAAUGAAACCAAUAAUUAUGCAUCUCAGAAAAAUGUCAACUUGGAAGUCACAGUUCAGGAAAUAAGGUGUCUGUUUGGGAUCUUGCUUUUGAGUGGAUUUGUGAGGCGUCCCAGAAGGGGAAUGUAUUGGGAAAUCUCUGAUACCGAUCAGAACCUAGUCAAGGAUGCAAUUAGAAGGGACAGAUUUGAAUUGAUUUUCUCAUACCUACAUUUUGCAGAUAACAACCACCUAGAUCAAAAAGAUAAGUUUACAAAGUUGAGGCCUCUCAUAAAGCAAAUGAAUAGAAAUUUCCUCCUCUAUGCUCCCCUUGAAGAACACUAUUAUUUUGAUAAGACAAUGUGUGAAUGCUUUGAUAGUGACCAAUUCCUGAAUGGGAAACCUAUUAGAAUUGGCUAUAAAAUUUGGUGUGGCACAACCACACAGGGUUAUCUGGUUUGGUUUGAGCCCCAUCAAGAAGAAUCAUCAGUGAUGGUGGAUAAGGAUCUUAACCUUGGUUUAGGUGGAAAUCUAGUGAUGCAUUUUGCUGAUGUCCUUUUAGAGAGAGGCCAAUAUCCCUAUCACCUGUGUUUUGAUAGCUUCUUUACAAGUGUCAAAUUGGUGUCAGCCUUGAAGAAGAAAGGAGUGAGGGCAACAGGAACAAUUCGUGAGAACAGGACUGAAAAAUGUCCCCUUAUGAAUGCAGAACAUAUGAAAAAAAUGAAGAAGGGGUAUUUCGAUUUCCAAGUCGAAGAAAACGAGGAGAUAAUUUUGUGUCGUUGGCACGGAGAUGGCAUCAUCAGUCUGUGCUCCAAUGCCGUAGGCAUAGAACCGGCCAGUGAGCUAAGUUGUGCCGAUGAUGAGGAGAUCCAUCAGAUAGCUCAACCGUCUAUAGUGAAAUUGUAUGAUGAAUGCAAGGAAGGUGUAGCUAAAAUGGAUGAAAUCAUUUCCAAAUACAGGGUGAGAAUAAGAAGCAAAAAAUGGUACUCAAUUUUAGUGAGCUACAUAAUUGAUGUAGCCAUGAACAAUGCAUGGCAGCUACACAGAGCCUGUAACCCAGAUACCUCUCUAGACCUCUUGGAUUUUCGGAGAUAUGUUGCACAUUUCUACUUGGAGAACAAUGCUAAUCUAUCAGAUUAAGGCAGAUAAAAUGAGCAUAAUGCUAAUAUUAACAAGAUAAAAUCACAGAUAUAUAUCAGAUUGUGCCCUUCCAAAGCAAACCUGAUGUAAAGUUUCAAAGAAGUAAUUUAAAAAAUUGUAUUGACUGAGUGCUACACCUUUUUCUAUGACUAAUUUUGGUGUGAAACAUGUGGGAAAUAACUUGGAUUAAUUUGUGCAUUGAAAGAAGGAAAUUGUGUCUCUCUAA
This is a messenger RNA of Felis catus (domestic cat), 2566 nucleotides long. It is a transcript of the gene PGBD1, whose product is annotated as piggyBac transposable element derived 1. The transcript is spliced from 5 exons. The record is from RefSeq and is a predicted model, not a curated record. The coding region runs from base 148 to 2340 and encodes 730 amino acids. Lineage: Eukaryota; Metazoa; Chordata; Mammalia; Carnivora; Felidae. Gene Ontology annotation, molecular function: sequence-specific DNA binding.